Messenger RNA from Bacillus rossius redtenbacheri, 22080 nucleotides. It is a transcript of the gene Sec24CD, whose product is annotated as protein transport protein Sec24C. Gene Ontology annotation, molecular function: zinc ion binding; SNARE binding. The record is from RefSeq and is a predicted model, not a curated record. Gene Ontology annotation, biological process: intracellular protein transport; COPII-coated vesicle cargo loading; endoplasmic reticulum to Golgi vesicle-mediated transport. The transcript is spliced from 19 exons. Bases 442 to 4851 code for a protein of 1469 amino acids. Gene Ontology annotation, cellular component: endoplasmic reticulum exit site; COPII vesicle coat. NCBI's taxonomy places the organism in Eukaryota, Metazoa, Arthropoda, Insecta, Phasmatodea, Bacillidae.
CAUGCGCCGUCCGGCCUUACGUGGCAAGCACAGCUGUUUUGUUUGGUGUGUAGUAAACAGAAAUAAAUUACUGAUUUGAAUUGGAUUUUGUUAUUGUAGCUGGGAUAUUUUGGUUUUGAUUUCGUGACAGUAGGUUGAAUUAAAGAACUUAUAACGGCCCAUUAUUUUUUCUAGAUUGAACGAUGUGCUUUUUUACGAAUAUGUCAUCUAAUGAUAAAUGUUGUAUUUUUGUUUAAUUAUUGUAAAUGUAAGAUUUACGGAGCAUCCGAUGUGUGGCAGUUUGCUAUAAAUUUAAUGUUGAGAGAGUGAUACAGAGUUUCAUAAUAGUAGAACUGCGAAAAUAUAAUCAGAUUGCAAAGUGGGGUUAAGUUUGACAUUUGAACUUGUGUGUUUGCGUCGAUUUUUUUUAUUAUUUGUCUUCUUGACGGUGGAUGAGGCAAGAUGCACCCCCAGUACCUGCCCCAGCAGUACGGCGGCCUGGCAGGGCUGGGCCAAGGCGGCCCGCCGGGGGCCUCCCGGCCGUCCCCUUCCGUCACGCCGGGCUCCUACCAGCAGCCAGCGCCCACUCAGGGAAGUCCCCUUGUCCAACGGAUGGGCCCAGGCUCUGGAGGUUUCCCUCAGAGCGAUGGCAGAGACAUGAGGUCACUGGGCCCCCAGAGUAUUGGUAUUCCAAACGGCCCUUCCCUGCCACCAACAGGUCCUCAAGGUGGAUUUCCUCAACAUUCUAGAGAUCUUCAGAACAUGUCACCACAUGGAGAUUUAUCCAUGUCUAAUCAUUUGGUUGGUCAAAUGUCUGGGAUGAACAUUAAUGGCCCCCCUCGAUCAAGUCAAUCGCUGGAUUACCCAGGAAACACUACUGCAAAACAGACACAUACUGUGCGAUCUUAUGGUGAUAUACAACCAGCUGUAAAUGGAGUUAUGUCACUGUCAAACGAGCAGUCUCUAAAUGGUUUGUCCAACCAGACUCCUCCUUGGCCAUCCAGAGGAUCGUUGCCAUCAUCAUCCCAGCCUUCAACACCAAGUGGAGAUACAUCUUCCAACGUGCCAGAACAGUUUGACUCUACUCCUAUAAUGACAAAAGGACAACCAAAUCAAGUGAAAGCCCUGUCACAACAAAUGGGAGGCCCACCUCAGCAAAUGGGAGGCCCACCACAGCAAAUGGGAGGCCCACCACAGCAAAUGGGAGGCCCACCACAACAAAUGGGAGGCCCACCACAACAAAUGGGAGGCCCACCACAACAAAUGGGAGCCCCACCUCAACAAAUGGGAGCCCCACCUCAACAAAUGGGAGCCCCACCUCAACAAAUGGGAGACCCUCCACAGCAAACGGGAGGUCCUCCACAACAAAUGGGAGGCCCACCACAACAAAUGGGAGGCCCACCACAACAAAUGGGAGGCCCUCCACAACAAAUGGGAGGCCCUCCACAACAAAUGGGAGGUCCUCCACAACAAAUGGGAGGCCCACAACAGCAAAUGGGAGGCCCACCACAGCGAGGACCUCAGCAAAUGGGAGGACCACCACAUCAAAUUGGAGGUCCUACACAACAAAUGGGAGGUCCUACACAACAAAUGGGAGGUCCACCACAACAAAUGGGAGGUCCACCACAACAAAUGGGAGGUCCUACACAACAAAUGGGAGGUCCACCACAACAAAUGGGAGGUCCACCACAACAAAUUGGAGGUCCACCACAACAAAUGGGUGGCCCUCCACAGCAUAUGCGAGCUCCACCACAUAAAAUGGGAGACACACCACAGCAGAUGGGAAGCCCACCACAGCAGAUGGGAAGCCAACCACACCAGAUGGGAGGCCCACCACAGCAAAUGGGUGGCCCACCACAGCAGAUGGGAGGCCCACCACAACUGAUGAGAGGUCCACCACAGCAGAUGGGAACCCCACCACAGCAAAUGGGAAUCCCACCACAGCAAAUGGGAGGCCCAACACAAAUGAGAGACCCACAUCAACAAAUGGGAGGCCCACCGCAACAAAUGGGAGGCCCACCGCAACAAAUGGGAGGUCCACCACCACAAAUGGGAGGUCCACCACCACAAAUGGGUGGCCCACCGCAACAAAUGGGAGGCCCACCACAACAUAUGGGUGGCCCUCCGCAACAGAUGAGAGGCCCUCCGCAACAUAUGGGAGGUACAUCUCAGCACAUGGGAGGUUCUCCAUACCAGAUGGGAGGCCAUCCACAGCAAAUGGGAGGUUCUCCACACCAGAUGGGUGGCCAUCCACAGCAAAUGGGAGGUCCACCACACCAAAUGGGAGGUCCACCACCACAGAUGGGAGGCUCACCAUAUCAAAUGGGUAGUCCUCCAGGAAUGACUGGGCCUCCACAUAUGGGUUUGCCACCAUUAACAAAUCAGCAGCAACAAAUGGGCAAUACACAAUUUCAUCAGACAGGGCCUGCUGGCGGAAAAGGUUAUCCUCCUCCAAACCAGGACGCGUACAACACGAGCAUGGGCGGCCAGCCCUACCAGGCGAUGGGCGCGGGAGGCUACCCGGCAGGGCCCCAGCAGCCCGCCCAGCCGGCCCGCAGGCUCGACCCGGACCAGAUGCCCAGCCCAAUCCAGGUGAUGCAGGACGACCAGCGCAACCGGUCUGGCGUGUUCUGCACCAACCAGAAGGGGCUGGUGCCGCCGCUGGUCACGACGGACUUCUCGGUGCAGGACGGGGGCAACGCCAGCCCCCGCUACAUACGCAGCACCAUGUACAGCGUCCCGGCCACGGUGGACAUGAUGAAGCAGACUGGCGUCCCGUUCGGCCUGGUGAUAGCCCCAAUGGCGGAGGAGGAGUCUCACCCUCCCAUCGUGGACUUGGGAGAGCUCGGACCAGUGCGCUGCAAUCGCUGCAAGGCCUACAUGUGCCCCUUCAUGCAGUUUAUUGACGGUGGCCGCCGCUUCCACUGCCUGUUCUGCAAGGCUGCUACCGAAGUGCCUUCCGAGUAUUUCCAGCAUCUAGACCACACAGGCCAGCGUGUGGACAGAUACGAGCGCCCGGAGCUGGUGCUCGGAACAUACGAGUUUGUGGCCACCAAGGAUUAUUGUAAGAACAACACAUUCCCACAGCCGCCAGCUGUAGUGUUCCUGAUAGACGUUUCCUACAACAACAUCAAGUCUGGGUUGGUUCAGCUACUGUGCUCCCGCAUGAAAGAGAUCAUCAGGCUGUUGCCAAGAGAAGUUGGAGCGGAGCGUUCGAACAUGCGAGUGGGUUUCAUCACAUACAACAACACUGUGCAUUUCUACAAUGUCAAGGGCGUGCUGGCCCAGCCGCAGAUGAUGGUGGUGGGCGACCUCCAGGACAUGUUCAUGCCGCUGCUGGAAGGGUUCCUGUGUGACCCGCUCGAGUCGGAGGCCGUCAUCGACAGCCUCAUGCAGCAGAUCCCGCUCAUGUUCGCCGACACGCGGGAGACGGAGACCAUCCUGGCGCCCGCCAUCCAGGCCGGCCUCGAGGCGCUCAAGGCCUCAGAGUGUUCUGGAAAGCUGUUGGUAUUUCAUUCGUCACUGCCGAUAGCAGAAGCACCAGGCAAACUGAAGAACAGGGAUGACAGGAAACUCCUGGGUACCGAGAAAGAAAAAACAGUGCUAGCUCCACAGGUGAAUACUUACAACCACCUUGGCCAGGAGUGUGUUGGUACUGGCUGCUCUGUGGAUCUCUUUGUUUUCAACAACUCCUACGUUGAUCUCGCAACCAUUGGGCAGGUGUGUCGACUCACGGGCGGAGAAGUAUACAAAUAUACCUACUUCCAGGCCGACUUGGAUGGAGAACGGUUUAUAGAAGACUUGUCAAACAAUAUUAGUCGUCCAGUAGCAUUUGAUGCUAUCAUGCGGGUACGCACAUCUACAGGUGUCAGAGCUACAGAUUUCUAUGGCCAUUUGUACAUGCAAAACACUACAGACAUGGAACUGUGCAGCAUAGAUUGCAACAAGGCAGUGGCAAUCGAAGUCAAGCAUGAUGACAAGUUAACUGAGGAAGAUGGAGUCUACGUGCAAGUGGCUUUGUUGUACACGUCAUGUAGCGGCCAGCGUCGUCUGCGGAUAAUUAAUCUGUCUCUGAAGACGUGCGUGCAGAUGGCAGAUCUUUAUCGUAGCUGUGAUUUGGACACCAUCAUCAAUUUCUUUGCAAAACAAGCUAUACCCCGACUGCUGGAGUCCCCACCCAAGAUGGUGAAGGACAGCCUGGUGAACAGGUGCGCCAACAUGCUGGCGUGCUACCGCAAGAACUGUGCUAGCCCCUCGUCUGCCGGCCAGCUCAUCCUUCCAGAGUGCAUGAAGCUGCUGCCCCUGUACAUCAACUGCAUUCUGAAGAGUGAUGCGAUCUCUGGAGGAUCGGAUAUGACGAUCGACGACCGCUGGUUCGUGAUGCAAGCGUUGAGCAUUAUGGACAUACCGUCGUCUGUCGCCUAUUUCUACCCACGACUGUUGCCUCUUCUCGACGUCGACCCAGGCUCUGAUGAGAUUCCUUCACCAAUACGCUGCUCUUCGGAUAAGCUCACCGACGAUGGAGUUUAUCUCUUAGAAAAUGGAAUUCACAUGUUCAUAUGGAUUGGUCUGAAUGUUGAUGUGGAGUGGGUUCAGAACGUGUUUGGAGUACAUUCUGCCGCCCAGAUCGACAUAGACAAGACGGAACUGCCGAUCUUGGACAACCCCUUGUCCGAGCACAUCAGGAACAUGGUUCAGAAAAUCAGGGACCAGCGCCAUCGCUCGAUGAGGCUGACGCUGGUGCGACAAAGGGACAAGCUGGAGCUGGUGUUCAAGCACUUCCUGAUGGAGGACCGCGGCCUGGACGGCUCUCCGUCGUACGUCGACUUCCUCUGCCACAUGCACAAGGAGAUACGUGGCCUGCUGAGCUAGGGGCGCGACGCCCACCGGCCGGGCCGGUAAGGCAGUGCGCUCCGGGGCGGGUCACCGCGAGACGCUCGCGACGGGUCGGAGGACGUUGACUGCUUCCCGACAUCAUGGUAGAACCUCCAUUUUACAUUCCCCCCCGUCCACUCUUCUCUCCCUCGAUUGUGUUUUGUUGUUUUGGUUUUUUUAUAUCUAAGAAACUCUCAGCUGCACAGUUAGGUACACCUCAUCGCCUGUCUUGUGUCUUACAAAGUUCCACGAAAUAGCGGGUAUUAUUGGCUCUUGUGUCCUGUCUUAAAAUACGUGCACUGAAAAAAUGAAAUUUAAUAACAAAAUAUCCUCUCAUCCACAGUAAAAAAAAAAUCCUUUCAGCAUACUACGUACAUAAUGCAUUCAGUUCCUGUUGUUCGUGCCUUUUUUUUGUGGGGUUUUUUAAGGUGCAGGUUCAUUAAGAAUUAGUUUAAGACUCCAUACUUAUAAAUUGUGUAAUUAUCUGGUGUUGAGAUCGAACCCAUGACCCUAGCUAAAAUAGUGCUGUGUGUUGGCUAUCAAGGCCAGUGAGGAUCGGACAUGAUUUAUAUAUCUAAAAAAUACAGCUUCCCCAAGUUUUAAUUUUCAUUUUUUUAAUAUGUUUUUCUAUGGUUUAUUUUUGUCAUACUAUGUAAACAAAACAUCUAUCUAGACAUUGCACAGCAUACUCGUUUUACGAAACAAUUUUUUAGUAGUGUAAUGAACUUUUCUAAAUUUAUGCAGUUUAAAUUCUCUGCUGCAGCAAUGUUUUGUUGAUCACAGCUCUUCUUACAUAGCCAAUGCAUUUCAUAAGAGUAGCAAUUUAUUAUGUAAUUAGAGAAGUUUAAAAUAUCUCAAGCAUGUAAUGCAUUCUUUUUUUUUAUUAAUUAAAUAAUAAGAAAUAUAAUCCAUAACAUAUUUUCUCCAUUUUUAAUUACGUAUAUGUCCAGUUUUUAAAAGAACAUACCUAAAAAGUUCAAACGUGUGUAUAUAGUGCUUGAGAGGUAGGUUUUGAGGAAAGGAUGUAGAAUUGAGUUUCUCUUCAUUGACUCUUUUCCCUUUUUUACACCUGGUUUUCUCUGUUGCUUGAAAUAUGUAAAAUAGGGGUUCUACUAUACUAACUCAAUUUUUUCCUUCACAGAAUUAUCACAUAGACAGUAACAUAGCUGCGUUGUGUUAUAUACAGCUUUUUUUAUUUUUAAGAUUUAUAUCAAAUGUGAAAAUGGUAUUUGUGAAGUUAUGUAUGUAUGAAUAUUUAUACAAUAAUUCGGACUGUAGGAUAUUAUUAAAACAUAUUUUUUCCUUUCCUGGUUAUUUAGUUUUGGAAUUUUAGUAAAUUUAGUAUCCUUAACCACAUAGUUAUUGUUUGUCAAAAGAUAUUUACCACACUGAUGGGUCCAAGUUGUAAAACUCAAAUUUAUUUUACAGCUUAUAACUACUCAUGUAGAGUUUCAAAACAUCAGGUUUAAAUUUGAGUGUGUACUUUGAGCUGUUCUUCCUAGAGAAUUCUGUACUCUAUGAAUUAUACUAUUAUAUUGACUCCCAUAUGUAACAACACAUUAAAUUGUGCUGUGACCAUAAAUGUUAUGAACAACAUGCAACUUCAAAAGCAAGAGCAGAUUUAGAGGCAGAAAUGCCUGUAGAAUGUUGCCUCUGGAAAUUUCCAACUCAUCUUUAUUUGAAGAAGUAUGAUCAUUGUUUCAACAUCAUGAAGUCAUUCAAAUUUUUUUUGAAUGAUGUACAAUAAUUGUAAAACAUAAUUUUAUGCACACACAAUGUAUAAAGUUACUAUGAUAUUGUAAACAGUCAAAUGGGUUCUUUUUAAUUAUGUGUUCAGUAUUCCAAUAAAACAGCAUUGAAAUAUUUACAAAAUGUUGGCAAACACGUCAGCAAACAUGAUGCUUGAAACAUUUUUAAAAAGGCUUUGUUGAAUGUGAAUCUCUGAUUGGGGGAUCUUUUAAGAUUACUUUUUGCACAUGUAAUGUAUGUCUGUGUUACACUAUGAAUAUCAAAAUCAUAAUGAUUGUUUCAUAACUGUCAUCUAGGAUGGUUUUCCUUUUCAGUCUUCUACCAGUCUGUGUGGAACACAAAGUUCUUGAGUACUUAUCUCUCGUUAUUUUUAUUUCUUUGGUCUCAUGUGACUUAAUACAAAGGCAACUCAAUUAUGAAAUUGUACAUAACAGUUCCACUAGUACUCCUAGCAUUCAUAUUACAUGUUGCAUCAGAAAUACCGUAUAUAAUCGCAUAAUGUCCGCACAUUUCUUUUUAAAUACUUGGAAUGGAAUUUUUUAAAAUCUGCAUAAAGUCCGCACCAGACAAAGCAAAUGUAAAUUUUUCAACAUGUUUAUCUAACAUCAGGUUUGCUGAGAGGAUUUAAUUUUGUUUUCAUGUAAGAUAUGAUACGCAACGUAAAGAAAACGUCAGCUGUAACAGAAUGGACAUACAUAAAUUCUUACAUGUCAGGAAGACAAGGCUCUGCUUUUUUUUUGUUAAAAAUUCCUGCUCAGCCUUUUCCACGCUCUGCACUCCUUCCCCCGCUUCUGUCAAGCAGGGCAGGAGGGAACUCGCAUGCACAGACGUCUGCCGGUAAAUUUUUUUAUACACACAGUAGGCAAGGGACAGGGAGGGAGGCUCGCCGGCGCCAGCUAAUGCAGACAUUAUACAUCUGCCCCGUGCCGUUAGUGGCCAUCUCAAUGAAAGAUUUAAAAAAAAAAUAUCUUUUCACGCAAAGCGUUUAUUUUGUGUGGCUGGCUGCGGCUUCUGAACGUAAGAGCGCGCACGCCAGUGAGAGAAGAAAAAAAAAUGAGUGGCGUCUUCCACUAAUCACCGGCACCCAAUUAUCUCGACACCUGUCACAUUUCUCACGUCUGCUGCGGAGGGUCGCCAGUCACCAGCGCUCUGCGAAGUAGUGUGCCGCCGUUAAUAUUUUUCAACUGAGCCGAGGGAAGAGUGGCAAUUUUACGAAGCAGCGAUUUUACUAAUGCAAUCCGCGGAACCGUGCGCAUACGUAAAAUCAGGGUACUAGUAAACUAAUUAUGAGAGAAAAAAUUUUUUACUGUACACAAAACAUGUAAAAUUUUGAGGAAAAAAAUUUUUUUUUGGACUUCACCUCAUAGUGUCCGCACCCCAUUUUUUUUGUCAAAAAUGUAGCCAAAUUACUGCGGACAUUAUGCGAGUAAACACGGUAAUUCAUUAACUUUCAUUCACAGAGCACACACAGGGAAUUGGCCUGUGGGUGGGUAAAAUUGCACCAUUUUGCAGUCUUCUUUUUCCAGCUUCAACACUAAACCUUACUCCAACCUUUAUUACGCUUAAGAGGCCUGCAAAUUACUGCUGGUUGAGGGACCUGCAGGCUACACUUGAUGACACUCUGUUAAUCAUUUUGUUCAUUGCGUACUUUCAUUGAAAGAAGAUAUUCAUUCUUGAAUGACGUGAAAGUGUUUCGACCGUUGAGUUUCUUUUGAUUUUUUUUUAUCUGUUACAAUGAAUUUUAAGCACAUCAAAACACUGGAGCUCAAUUGAAGUUGUUGCAAAAACAUUAAUUCAUACUUAAACGUGUGGUUAAGGGAGUCCUAAGACUCCAGGUCUCUUUCAGUGGAUGUGUAAAGAAACAUUACUGCUAUAGAAGAUGAAUGGCAUGUUUGCAAAUGUAUACUUUUAGUUGCCAGUUAGUAGUUGCAUGUAGGAAUCACGUGUUAUAACUGCCUCUCGUUGGGACAUUUUUUUUUAUCCAUGUUACUAUACCAUAGAUCAUUUAGCAACCUAGUACGUAUUGUUCUCAACUUGUCUGUUUUUUAACAUGAAAAUAAGCGCCAUUGCAUCUGUCAUGAAUUCAGUUAAUUUUUCAGUACUCUUAGAUUCCUAGAUUCUAAGGAAGUACUUAAAUUUACCUCAAACAAUACCUACUUACAACAUAUCCUGUAGUUACUCGGACAUUCUACAGAAAAACAAUAACAAUCGGGUUGCACUGAACUAACCCUGCAUGGCAGCUAUUGGCAUAACUUAUUAAAACACUGUUGAACACAAUUUAGUUGCUAGUUUACUAAAUAAAACUGUCAUAUUUUCAUCAGAUUUCAGUCUGAAAUUGCUGAUAAACAGGUCCAAUCAAGUUACACAGAAUUAUUGUUGAUUCAUUAGAUAUAUAUAUUACAGCUAGCAUGCGAUAAGGUAGAACUGAAUCAUCAUCAAAAGACUUCUGAGUGAGAAAAAAAAAACUAAAAUUAUUAUUGAGAUCUCACGUCAAAAUGCAAAAAUGAGAAUUAUAUUAAAUGAAUUUAAGCACAAUUUAAUAUUAUGAAUUAAAAAUUCAUAUUCAUCCAAACAAGUGGUCAAGUCAAGAAGGCAACUAUGAACUCUAAUGUAAAUCUUUCAUUAUAAUUAAACAUAUAAUUCACUUACACAUACUGCACACACAGAUGGUCAUCAUUCAAAAUACACUUUCAGUCCUCUGAUUCAAUUGAAUCUACCUUCAUGUACUAGUCAACAGUUGUUCAGCAGACAUAAAUGAAAUGUAAUUCGCUACUGAAGUCUCUCGGAAGAAUAUCUAUUCGCCACUCCGCAACCUCACCUAAAGUUCAUCUCACUCAAGACUUCUCAAACUCGAAGACACAAUAGAGCACAGUGUCUAGUCUCUCUGCGCUUAAUCGACUUUGAAUUCUAAAUUGUAGUUAUUGAACCCGAAGUUCAUCAAAACCAUGCAUCACAUGUAAAUCAUUGAAAAUACAAAUAACUAGUGAAUAUAUGCCAUAAAUAUGUCUUAAUUCAGUAUAAAAUUAAAUUUACUCAUUACCUAAAUUAAAACAUGUUUCCUCUCGUAGCUGAUUUAGAACAAACUUCCAUUCCAAAUAAAAACCAAAUAAAUUAUGCACAAAACAGAACUAUUGUUUUAACACAACAGGUUACAACAACAGAAAUACUUCUUCAACUUAAACUGUAAUUUCAUACUUAAUGCUAUAAUAUUACAAAGACAUGGCAAUUAUGUUUCUGAGAGAGUUUACUCUUACAACUUUCUUGUUUUUAUGCAUUUUUCCUCAUAUUUACAUUACAGUGGAAUCUUGUUAGCUUGGGAUCUUAGUUUCUUUAGUCUAGUGCUUCCAAAUACAUUUUUCAUGUGGUUUAUUUCACCGACUUAAGAUGGUGCAUGUAUUUUACUUUUUUUUUUAGUUAAGUAAAGUAAUGUUAUAUACAAUAAAUGUGAACUAAAAGAGUUGUUACCACAUACUGCAAUAAAACACUUGAUUUCAAUAUUUACUAUUUAUACUAUGUAUAUCUAUACAUGAUAAAACUGUAACAAAGUAUUGGCUAUUCAUGGAAUAUAUUUUAAAAAUAGUUGUGAUAGAUUUGCUAGCAAGAAAUCAUAUAAAGGUCCCAAAAAGCAUUUUUUUUUUAAAUUUUUUGGUCAAUUUUUUACAACAUUACACAAUUAAUGUUCAAUGGAUUGCUAUAAAAUUUAGGAUGUCGUCAAAUACAUGAUGAAUUCAUGAAGUAGCAUUUAGGACAUUUUCUAUCUAGAUAAGUUUUAUUGUACACACACACACCUUUGUUUUGGCAGGAAUCACUUGAAAUCUAAUAUGCAAGAAUGAAGUUGUACUAACUCAAUACUACAUAUGUAGUCAUUUAUUGAAGCUGAUUUUAUUGUAUUAGGGUUUUUACAUGUCACUCUAAAUACUAUAGCUAUUUUUGUGUAAUGUCAAUAUUCUGUACUAGAUUAUCAAAGAUUAGUGAUGGGUCGAUUCCGAUUCCGGAAUCGGUCGGUUCCACCGAUUCCACUGGAAUCGUGGGAUUCAGAAUACAAUGGUUUUGGAAUCGACCAUGACCGAUUCCUGCAUUGUUUUUAAGUUUGCAAAAUACAUAAUCUACGCAACGUAAGAAAAUAUUAAAAUGCAUGCAAAUAUAAUUUUUAAAACUACAUAAUACAAUCUUUUUUUACGGAACUGAUUUACGAAUUACGGUGAUUAACGUAUUUAUUUACUUGCACCGCCAUUUUCCCUACUGUACAAAUGCAGUAUCUACUUUCCCACUUUAAGCGAAAGCAUUUUUAGGAAAUUACGUUGCAGCAGCACUGCAUUUAAUAGCAAACCUUCAAAAAUAAUUAGACAAAACCAUAAAUGUUUAAAGAAAAUUAUGUAAAUGUAAACGGCAAAUAAUGUAAACGUUAACUAUUUGAUCAUGGCAGCUACAUUUGCCAUUGUAAACAAUCUAAUUUUUUUUUGUGCUACCUGCCAUGGUAAACCAUACGGCCAUGAACAAAAUCUUUGGUGACGUGAACGUGAACAUCUCUACACAUUAAACUUUAAAGAAUUAAAAUGAAAUAAUUUUUGAAUGAAAUUUUACCCAAAUUCACAGUGGAUUAUUGCAACCAUAUUAAAAUAAGUUUAAAAGCAACAUAACCAAAUUGCUUUAAAUCGGCGUUCUUGUGCGUGUUAAGCGAUGCUCGUUUUACGUUAGAUAUAUUUUGGAAAGGCAGUUGGCAAGUCUGAAUUUCCAAACAUUGCUGCGGAAACGUUCGUAAAUUUUUAUUACCAAACGGCAAACAUAAACAAUCUUUUGAAAGUAGUUGUGUUAGUUUAACAGAAUUGUUUCCGAUAAAUUUCUGAAAUGAAUUAAAUGUUAACACGCAAUUAUUUGAAGAGUUUAAAUAUUUUGUGUAAGAAAAUCUCACCAUAAAAUGUGAAAAUUUUGAGAUGCUAAAAAUUGCACAGAACUUUCUUACUCAAGAACCGAAAAUUUAUUUUCUCUUUACGAUUGUGAGGAACUGCAAGACUGGAUGGAUUUAUUCUUUUCACCAAGUGAGAUAAUUAAGUUCUAGAUAAUAUAUUAAAACGUAAGCAUCUCUGACAUUUUAUUUUAGUGUGGUGCAUAUUUGUUUGUCAUUUCCAUCAUAAUGAGAUAAUAAAGUAUUAUUUUUACAUUUCCCUUUUUUAUUUUUUUUUCGCCAUGGUCCCUUGAAAUAUGUAUAAACGAGGUUAUAUUGACAUUUUAUUUGGAUCAUUAUUUAGUUGUGCUUGAAAAUAAAAUUCUUAACCUAACCGUACAAACCCUCUUUUUUUACAAUUAAUUAAUUGAGUUGAUAAUGUAAGGUAUCUAAAGUUUGUUAAGUUAUAACAUUAUUUACAAUUUAAGUCAUUAGACAUCUUUGAUUAUUGGCAGUGUUUGAACACGUGUUUCGUCUAACUAUAUGCAAGGUUAAAAGGCCAAAUUGUGCUAGAAAUACAAGGUAGCGUAACUUGAUGGUAAUGAACAUACUUUUUAACAUUAUAUAAGCUGUAUAUAAUGUUAAUUUCUGCACAGAAAAUGGAACACAACAUAAUUACAUUUUUAAAAUCAUAAACAACCUUUUUUUUCUUAGUAUAUUAAUCUGUUGAACAUUGUCAGAUAAAAAUUAAGGAAUCGGAAUCGGAUUCGAAGAAUCAAUCCUUUAAUUUAAGAAUCGAAAAUGGAAUCGGAAUCGGUAUAUUUUAGGAAUCGGCCCAACACUAUCAAAGAUAAUUCAAAAUAUAACCUUGAACACAUUCGUGUUGCUCUACUGGCUGGUCUAGGGGUUGAGGAUUCUUGUCCCAUUUUGGGCAUGGAUGUUUCAGAAUCAGUUUGUAAGCAGUCCUCUUCAUUAAGCCUCCUGGCUUAAAGUGAGCACAAUCUCAUUCUCUGAAAUAAAUAACUACCCAGUGACAAUGUUUGAAUUGCUGUAAUAUCCAUUUGUUUGUGAUAAUCAAGGUUACCAUCAUCUUAUUUGUUCCGAUAAAUAAUAUUGACCUUCAAUAAUAUUUCACAUUGAAAAUUUGGUGUGUUUUAAGUGUAUUUACUAUUUAGCUAUGAAGCAAGCAGGAAAAAUUUGGACAUAUUCAAAAUACUGCAUUUAUAUUUUGUUUUUUAUAAAUUAUAAUGCAAAUAAUUUCUUUCUCUUAAUUUUGGCUUGGGGGGGAAAAUGGAAGAGGGUCUUUUUUUUGUGACACAUUUGACUUUAAUUCGUAGAGUAAGUUAAAAAAAAAUUAAAUCAGGGGAAUUAUAUUUUACAAUAAUACAUAUUUGAUUAGGUUUUUACAUUAUCUAAUCAUACUCUGAGAUCCUUUUUUUUAAUCACGUAACAAAAAUUAAAUAAAUGGUACAAAAAUUGUGGGGGGGGGGGGGGGGGGGGGCUAUAAUAUAUUAAUUGUGCACAUGUCUACAAAAGUAUUUUUAAGAUACAGGUAACAUGGUAAAAUAAAGGGUUCUUCUCCUGUACAAAGUCCAAAGACCUUGGUACACUGUGGUACACUGAUUAUAGUGAAUUCAAAUACCAGUAGCACACAGUGCUCGUUUCUUGAGCUAUAUUACAACGGGUGUUGCUGGUGCCAGUCAAGUAAAGUAUAUGCCCAGUUAGUCCUGCAAUUAAGCGUGGUAAACAUUUUUUGGUUGUUUUUGCACUAAGACUUACUUCCCUUUUGCUCAAAUGCACUAGUAGGUUUACGAAAUUAUAUCCUAAUUGUUUUUAAAGUUUAUAGUUAAUUUUUAAUUGAACAAUUGUCAAGUUAGUGCAUUGGAAUUUAAAUGUGAUCAGUAAUUUAGAACCAUUCCACUUAUAAAUACAAUACUAAUAUUUGAUUAAUUCUGAUGGGAAUGUUAAAUUCUGUGGCAUGUUCUAUGGAAUGACUUGUGUCUGUGUAUAUAUUGCAGUGAUUGAUGUAUGAGGUUUUCCUGUUGCAUAAUACAUACUAUGUUAUUUCUUUACAUACUGUGAAAAUAAAUUUUAUUUUAUUUUAUGCAUGGUUUUUUUUAGCUGUGUAUUUGAUGUUUAUUGGAAUUAUUGUUAUUUAAUGUUUCUUAGAAUAAGUUUUUUCCUGCUAACUUGCUGCAGAUAACACCACCUCCUAUUUUCAUUGAAAAUGUGUUGUUCUAGAGUAAAUUGCGAACUUUUUUCCAGGUUGUAGUUUUAAAAAUAAGAAGGAAUGCUAAGACUUUUUGUGUACUUCUGUUGAAAUGAAAUAAAAUGUGGAUAAUUAUAUUUAUAUAUACAUAACCAUAAAAAAAUUUGUAUGGUUUGUAUUUUUUUUAUUUUAUAUCAGUUAUUUGUAUGUCUCUACCAUAAGUGCGUUUUGUAUCGGCCACAAUUAUUCAUUUAAAUAUUGUUUUUCUUGAAUAUUGUCCGUCGAAACCCACACCAAUAGGCAACCGAAGCUUGUGUAUGUAGAUACACUUUGUCAUUAAAGCAUGAGGGAAUGGGAUGGAACCAAAUAGUAGAAUUGGUUUAACCCAAGCUACAAGAUGACUGUUACCAUAUUCUUCACAACCUGGAUUGUGCCAUGAAAUACACGUAUUUUCUGUAAAACAUUGUGAGCUUGUAGGUAUAUUAGCUUGCUAGCUAAUAAAUAACCACUGGUUUUGCUUGCGCAUUUUCAGGGUAUUACUGAUAUAUUCACAUUGAAAGAAAAGUAUGUGAUUAAUUCCAAAUAUUUUUAAUAAAGAAAUAAAUACAACAAAUUUUCAGGUACAUAAAAUAUUUAAUUCAUAACAAAAUCAUUUAAGAAUGAUUUUCUUUUUGUUAUGCAUACACUUUUUUAAUUUUUUAGUAUUGAUUAAGUAUCUGAUAUUAUAACUUCAUUUUAAUGUGUUCAAGGGUAAAUUUUACCUUGCUAAAAAAAACUUAUCUCUUUUUCAUUUCAUAAGGAAGGCAAUUUAAACAAUUGUUAAACCCACUCUAUUUAAUUUUAAUUAAGUUUAUGCCAUCAUUUACACUAAAACUUUAAUUUAUUAUGGUUAAAGCUAUGCUUGGAAUAAUUAAAUAGUUAAUCUUAUUACAAAUAUAUCCACUAUUUGAAGAUAUUUGAUACCGUUGCAUCUUUAUUUUAAAAUGUAAAGUACAGAGAUCAAAUGUAUUAUGUAACGUAUUAGUUAUUUCUUAGUUAUGCUUAGUAUUAAUAAAAAAAAUCCCUAAUUUUUUACUCCUCUUUUCCCAUAAGGAUGCCUAUGUACAAAUUCAGAACUUAGUCAAUACUAUGAUGAUAUGCUAUAACAAAAAAACAAAACUCUUUUUUUUUUUUACUGCAAAUGAAAAUUCCUAAUUAUAAUAAACUUAUAAUUUUUUUUUAAUUUAAAUUUAUCUUGCCAAUAUUAAUUUAGUGGAUUCCGUAAAUUUUUUUUUUUUAAUUUUUUUAAAUUGUAAUAAUCACCCCUGUUGCAACUUAAGGUGUCGUGUGGUAUUUCAGACAAUGUUGAAUAAGAGAAGGUAGCUUAAGAUAUGUUUAUUAAUUAUUUUCAAUGUCUUAAAUUAAGUUUUAUUUGAUCAGAAAUUUUUUUUUAUGUUAAAACAUAUUUACAAUUUUUCACCCCCUUAAUUCCUUAAGUUAUAUAAAUUAUGUAAGUUCAGAACGUAGUAAAAAAAGAGUUUGUAAAUUUUGUAUGCGUAUAAAUCAUACCACAUAACGUACAUCCUGCUUGAUUAGCUUCAGAGUUAACUCUUUAAUAAAAAAAAAUUGACAGCCUUUUCACCUCUUUUGCAGUGAAUAUAGAAAAAUCGUAAAGGUAAAAAUCAUGCUAUUAAAUCAUCAUAAUGUAGGUACAUUAUUCUUGCUUUUUUUCUUACCUCCCUCUCGAUUUUCUUGGAUAUUUUAUUAAUUACUAUAAAAACUAACUGCCUUUGGUGUCGAAUAUUGAAAAUGGUAAAAGCACCCUAUGUAUUGUUUCAGUUAUUCAUGUGUAGUUUCUUACAUCCAGCUUUUUGCUAUGAAGAUAUGAGUUUUUUUUUUAAUGAUAAAACCAAACUUACACCCUUUUCACACUGUUAAAAUCAAAAUCUGGAACAUUGAAAAAAUACAAUUCAAAACUCUACAUCCUUGUUGUUCAUUCUUAAUUUCUUACCCUUAGAUCUAGUAGAUUCAGAAAUAAGCUGUUUUUUCUUUAAACAAAACAUAACCCUUUUAUAUCCUUUUUGCAGAAUCUUGCAACGUAGUAAAAAAUAAUUUGUAGUUUAUUAUUUUUACCAAGUAAUUUACGUCUUGCUUUAUUAGUUUUGAAGAUACAAUUUUUUUUUUAAAAUAAAUAAAUACAUACCUCCUUUUCACCCCCUUAAAAGAUGGACUUCAAUAAAUGUAAAAAAUAUACUACUAUAUGUAACUAGAUGCAAGUUUUUCUUCUUAGUUUCUUUCUUGUAAUUCUAAUUGAAUCGGAAGUGUUCAUUUUUAGUUUUAAAAGCAUUCCUACCCCUUUUACCCCCGUUGGGAUUUAAAUUUUAUAAAAUGGCGCAUUUGUGGUUGGUAUUUUUCAUUUGUUAAUUAUAAUAUGAAUUUCGCAAAGUUGUUAAGUUGUAAUUGUUAGUUUUCGUUUCUUUAUUAUUGGUACCCAAUAUAUUUUACUAUUGAUGAUUAGAUUUGGAGUUACAAUUAUUUAAUUUAAAACCAUAUUCACCCCUUGAAUUUUGUAAGAUGGUACAGUUGUGGUUGGUGGUUUUUGUAUACUAAUUAUUGGUCUCCAGUAUCUUUUACUAUGCUUAAUUAAAUUCAGAGAUGUAAUUAUUAUUCUUAAAACCAUGUUGCACCUUUUUCACGUUGGUAGUUUUAUUGAUACUCAACAUCUUUUCUUAUGCUUGAUUAGUUUUAGAGAUAUAAUUAAUAAUCUUGAAACAAUAUUUACCCCUUUUUCACCCACUUAGGGGUGAAUUCUUUAAUUAUAUAUAGCCUAGUUUUUAAGUUAGCCAAAGACCUUUGUAAUUAAAAAAAAUAUUUAUCAAAUUCCAUCAAUUAGUUUUUGAUUGAUUCUGGAACAAACAAACAAAAUAUAAAAAACUAUAUUUACGAGUUAUCAAUAUUGUAAAUAGCUAUUUCCAAUAGUUUGUUUCAUAAUUUUAUCUAAUGUACGGACUUCUUUACCUCUAACAGUUUUAUUCUUAGUAUAGAUUACAGUAAAUCUCUGUUCAGAAGUUUCUCAAGUCACUUAUAAAUUCAGAUUUAUUAACAGGGAAAACUUAUUAUGCAGGAAAUUUUUUAAGUAGAAUUUUUUAAGAGGGUUUUACUGUAGGUUAUAAAUGUUAGGCAGAUAUUUAGGCUUUUAAGCUCUUAAAGCAGUAAUCGAGUAGCCAACAAAAUUGUUGAAAAAAUUCUUCAACUCGGCAUGCAGAAAAGUGAGUGUUAAAACUUUACAGUUGGGCAUAAGUUUUUGAAAUUAAACUUCUUCGGUGAGGGGACUACAAUUUUCGAGUGUUAUGAAUAAUCUGAUUGCAUGAGGAGAAUAGUUAGAUAAUGAUGGGGGAACCAGAAGAGGAGGAGAGUGCGUCAGCUAUGACGCCACUCCAAUGCAUGCACUAGCGGAAUGGGAAUGGUUUUGGGGGGGGGGGGGGGGAGUAGGUACAUAACGUAGCAUGGUAUAUGCCAGUUGUAACGGCCAGGAGGGGAGACUGCAGGGGAGAUAUGGAAUUCUCGUAACGCUGCUUGUUUUAGUCAACUCCUCAGUUUUUUUCUUUCUUUUCAUUUGAGAUCAUACCCACAUCCUUACUAUUUUCAAUUAUUAUCUGUGGUUCAAUAAAAAUAUACUAAUAAUUUAUCCCUACCUAUACCUAAUAGAUAAGAAUUUUCACUUCUGUCACACGACUCUAUGCACAUGCUUUUUUUUAUUUCUGUAUUGUGCUGAAUUUAUUGUACUAUGUGACAUUUGUGCUGUGUACAGCAAAACUCUGUUAAUAUGAUUUUCAAGAGACUUGUUUCUAACGAAAGGAAAGUAUUGUGUUCAUUUAUUUCCUAUGAGUUCUUAGUAUAAACUCUACUAAAUUUACUAGUGCAAACAUUAUUCUAUAGUGAAAAAUAUUUAAAUAUUACAAUUAACAGUUUUAAACUUCCGCUAAGAAAAAUUUUCACAGUACAUUUAAGAGUAAUGCUGGCCUGGGCUGUCUUUCAUCUCUCUUUGCUGCAGCUUAUCAAAUUAUUUUGAAAUUUAUAUCGUUAUUAACAUUGCCAAACAUUUCUAAUUGAAAAUGCCCUUUUUUGAUGGUGUCUUUUGAAGUGAUAAUCCUUAAACUUUUAGUGGACAGGGUUCUUGAAACCUAUACAGGCGUUACUUUCCAUAAACAAAAAAUUGAUAACAGUACUAAAUAUGUAGUGUUCUGUGUGGAUCUUGAUAUAGAAAUGGGUAGUUCGUAGUUUACUCAGUAAAGAAAUAUAUGGGCACCAGAGGAGAAACUGCGUUUACAUGAAUUUUGGUUCGGUGCUUAAUAACCGAAUAUCAUCGAACAGACACAUUUGAUAUUUAACCAUGAUGCUAGCCAGUACUAUUACACACUUACUGUUAUGUCAUGCAACAUAUUGUGGUUAAAAAAAGUAAAAAAGUCUUUAGAAUGUAAUUUACUCAUUGUUCUAUAUUUUCAUGAUUAACUGUUUUGUAUUAUUUAAUUUUAUUUAUGUUUUUACACAGGGACAUUACAGAUUUUACACAGAAAGUGAAAUCUUAUUGCAACUCAUGACAACUAACCAGAUACUUGGCACACAUCACAUGGAGAAAAUUACAUUAAUGGAACUUUUAUAAACAUUUUAGCAGUGAGCACAAGUUGUUAAAUGAAAUAUUUUGUAUUUUUAUAAAAAUUUCUGAGGUAUGUGUAAUUUUUUUUAGCUUAGCAUGACUAGGUAAUUUUAUUCCUCCUCAAAACUUUUGUGGUAUAUACAUAUUCUUUAGAUGUUAGUUUGGUUACAGUUAGUGGCUAGAGCACUCAAACAGUUUUGUUGAUUGUUCCAAAAGGCACCUUUGCUCCUUCACAGGUCCUUGCGGGCCUUUGAUUAUGAUUCUCUCAUAAGUGGUGCCCUCUCUUAUCUUCACUCCCAUAAAGUUAUUACCAUAACCAGUUUGUUUUUUGCAGGUCAAAAAGUUAGUUGCCAUUUUGAAUUUUCAGUAUACUUAAAUUAAAAUUCAAUAUUUUCGUAAUUUGACUUUUUAAGUUGAGUUGCACGUUGAAUAUAGUUUCUGUGUCUGUCAGCAGUGUGUGCUGCAAAUACAAGGUGUUCAUAAAAGAAUGUCCCAGUUUCAAUGGUACAUAAUAAAAGUUUAAUUUAGACUAUUUACAACAAAUCAUAUAUCAAAUUGAAGGUAAACUAACCUAGUUUUUCUAUAAAUGUUCAAUAUGUGUACCUUUAGUUGUAUGGCACAAAUCCAACCUAAAGUCCAAUUCUUCCCACACUUUCGUUAACACGUCCGGAGUAAUAGAAAGCCUCCUCAAAUCUGUGUCUCAUUUCUGGUAAAUCAUUAGGUAGCAGCGGAACGUAGACACAAUCUUUAAUAAAGUCCUAAAAAAAUAUUGCAUGGCGUAAUGUAAUGUGAUCUUGGAAGCCAGCGAAAAAGAGCUGUGUCUUCUUGACCAUUACGACCAAUCCAACGGUCAGGUACUUUGAUGUUCAACCACUCUCGUACAAAGAGAUUCCAAUGGGGAGGGGCUCCAUCCUGUUGCCAGAUAAAGUUUACUGUAUCAUCCUCUACUAAUUGGGGAAAGAGCCAUUCUUUUAACAUAUCCAGAUAAGCCACCCUUGUUAACGGUAGCUUCAGCGAAACAAAAUGGUCUGUACACUUGUUGUCGGGACACACCUGUAGAAAACGUUAAAUUUUGUGAAUUUCUUUGGUGUGCUACAAGUUCAUGAGGAUGUUCAGACCCCCCGGAUAACAAACAUUAUGAGUAUUUACCUACCCACUUAAUGAAAAGUUGCAUUUCUGAACACCACACGAUCAAGAAAGUCAUCUGACUUUAAAGCAUGUAGCAACUGUAAAUGUGUUUUUAAAAUCUUCCACACGGGCGUCUUUGGCUACUGAAGUUACAGACUUGCUUUCCGAACAGAUUCCUUAUGACUACGCAGGUAAGAUGUUCUGACACGGUCAGCAUCCUGUACAGACACUUUUGGUUGUCCCGUGCUUUUCCCUUUACAAACACAUACAAUUGUUUCAAAUUACCCAUACCAUCAGCAGAUGAACACAAAAUGCUUUAUGCUCAGGAGUCGCCAUUUUGCGUAGGUGGCGCUGCAAGCGAGAAAACAACAAAACCGUACUCGUGCAUGCGCUUAUCUAAAACUGUUUUAGUUACUUUUUAAUUGUACCUUGAACCAAAACUCUACAACUCUUACAGUUGAUACUUUAAAAUUUAUGACUGGGAUAUUCUUUUAUGGACUUGCUGUAUUAAAGCAUUUUAAGUCUCCAGGAGAAAAUAACACCUUCAGGCAGUCUUUUGAGUUACUGCCUAUGCCUUCUCACAACUAAAUUUUAUAAAGAUGUCUUAAACAUUGAUUUAUUUAGUGUCACUUUUAAUUUUAUCUCUUAAACAUAGUUAGAAUCAAAUAAACAGCUCAACCUGAAGUGUUUUACUAGUGAUGGUGAGAUUAUAAUUUUCUUGAAUCCGAAUCUCUAAGAGUAUCUCGAAUUUCCCCCUUGAAUCCGAAUCUUGGUCUCGAUGGUUAAAAAAGUAAUAAUGUACAAUAAAUUUUAAAAAGUAGAUAUGGGGUUAAAAAAAUUCAACCCUUUAAAUGUUUAUUUCAGGAUUAAAAUUCCAGAAUCAAUACAUACUGUAAUUUUAUUUGCAUAGUUUCAUAUUAAAGUACAAUAUUUUGGGGAACAGUAUUAGGAUAGGUAGACUUUCUUAAACUUCAGUGUGUCAGUAUUGAAUUUUUUAAUUUAUUACAUUUCUUUCAAUAUUUUUCUUUGAAUCUUUUUUCUUGAAUCUCAAAUCUUUCAAAUAGGAUAACAUCGUAGGGUUCAAUGAUUCAUCCAGCCCAUUCUAUUAUUUUAACUAAAUAUUAGUCCUAAUGGUUUUGCAAUAUAUAUGUAUAUUUAUAUAUGUACACCUUUGAAGCAUUGAGUAUAUUGUAUAAUUAAUUCUUCAAACAAUUGAUUUUAUACUGAGUGUUGAAUCAUUAAUGCUAUGUUAAUGUCAGAUUUUCUUGUGCUACUAAAGACAUGAAAAAUAUUUUGUAAAAUAUGAUAAGUAAGAGGUGUAGUCUUGUCAUUUUUAUCAGGCAUCCUUGAACUAACGCAUCUUAUGGAUAAAUGGUCCUGUAAUAUUUCAGUCAGAGAAAAAUGUUGUAUAGAAUAAGGUAACUGGUGUCAAUCAUCAUUUUAAGUAUGCAUCUUGACACGUGUGAUGUUUAAGGUAUGUUGUGUGACUGAUGUCAGACUGGGUUUGCAUUUUUGUUCUCUGAAGAAUACUCUUCGUAAAUCUGAGACAGUGAAUUGUAAUGUAGUGGUUGUAUAUCGGAUGUCACCAGCUUCUUAAAAUUCACUACAAGAAGAUUUUGCCUCAAACUGCCUGUUCUGAUGUCAAACAGACUUCCUAAAUGAUUCAUUGGGCAAUUUCUUUUUAUCAUUACUUUUGAUUUUUGAGCAACUUUCACCUUCUAAAGGAUCCAAAGGAUCUAAGGUUGUGGUACAAUUUAUUUGUUUUAUUAUACCCAGUGUAGAGUGUGAUGAAGUAUAAGUAUGGCAUUCAAUAUGGGUGUUAGUUAUUAAAAUAAUGUUUAUUCAUUACAUAUUGUCUAAAAACAAUUUUUUUUUUGUGUGUCAUAGUUAAUUCAAGGGAUUCUAAUACAAUCUUAAAUAUGGUCAUUAGAACUAAUUUCCAUUCUGUUAGUAAUGUACCUAUGUUAAAUAUUCAGAUUUUUAUACUUAGAGAUACUUAUCUCUGCAUGAUUAUUUACAUCUUGUGAAGAUGUUAUAAUUUUUCAAGGUGCUAAAGGUUGUGUACGACGUGAAUGACUUCAUUAUAACAAGCAGAAUGUGUAAAUACUAGUGUGUUCAUAAAAUUUUGAGUUUUAAAGUAUUUGUACAUAGCUAACUGAAUUACAUAUUUAUACGGUAAGAUGCAGAUUGUAGCCAUGGAAAUGCCUAGUACCAUACUUAAUAGACUUUUUUGUUACCUUGUAGAUAAUUCACAUAUGGAUGUUGCCAAACCUAUAUGAAGUUUUACUUAUAGUUUACAGUUAGACUAUAUAAACUAACAAAACUUAUGGUGUGAUUUGGAACAAACAUUACUAACGGCAUCUAAUUUUUUUAUAGUUUAAAAGAAUAAUUGUUUUGCUAUGAAUAAUUUUUAUGUGGUAAAGAAUGUUAUACAAUUCCUGUUAAGGGCAAUGUGGUUCUUAUUUUUCCUUGUUUUAAUGUUAAGUUCUUGAUAGUAUCUAGUUCUACCAGCAGAAUUAUAGAUUGUAUUAUUUCAUUAUUAGAGGUUAUAAAUACAGUGAUACUGAAAUAUUAUGUAAUUAGUAAACUGUUUUACAAAAUAAAUAUGUAAACUGCAAA